Molecule: messenger RNA, 3591 nt
Organism: Amoebophrya sp. A25
Lineage: Eukaryota; Dinophyceae; Syndiniales; Amoebophryaceae
Source: the annotation of a GenBank genome assembly
AUGACGGAUCGACAAAUAACCAAUUUGACGGUGUCCAAUGCCGCUAAAUUGGCCACCUACGGCGCGACAGUUGGAGCAACCAUAGACAACCGAACUAGACAUUUGGGCAUAGCAGCACCCGAAAAAACUUUUCUCAAUUAAGGCUUUUGGUUUAUUUUGCACUGUAGUAAGUAUUUGAUCUGAUUCUCUUUCUUCAAUACAAUUGAUACGUCAAUGUGAUACUGAUUUUUACUUAGCUUGAGGGUCGGUUCAUCUUCAUCUUGAGAACAACAAGCAUUCACCAGAGCUGGUUAGUCUAACAAAAGCCGAAGUUCCAAGUUGGGUCAUGUAAAUCCGACAAAAUCACAUUGACGCAAGUGGAAAAGGUACUUUUUGCUAAAUUGCAUCAUUGAUCUUGAGAAACGGUCGACAUGAAGAUUCCUGACAUGCUAUCUUGAUACUAAUCCCACUACCACUUCUAGGUUUUCCAUACUGUUUGUGAACACUAGGACUACUACUAAGGAGCUCCAUACUAAGUAUCAAGAUAGAUUGAUAACGUCCCACUACCACUUCUAGGUUUUCCAUACCGGAGAUGUGCCAGCUAGCGUUACUCGCUCAAAAAAGGCUGUGCACGAAUCAAAGCGGGGGAACAUAUUAUGGCAAAUUUGGCGUCUCAAGUAGAAAUUAGAUGGAAGCUCUUUGGUUUUCCUCACACUCAUUUUUCAUAGAUGCAUUCGAACUACUACCUAGAGCGAGAGCCCUCCCUUACAACUACAACUACAAAUCCGAGUAACUUUCUCUAAUCCUUUUAGGCACAAGACGAGAUGUAUGGAAUACGUCAGUUGCUGCACAACCUAGGCUGUCGAAAUUAGCUGGGUCUUCGCAAUUCUCAGGUCAAGGAGAACUGAAGAGGACGCUGUCGAAGGUACAACUCAGUCAUAGUUUGAUGAUCAUGCCGAUGAUGAUGAUCUUCUGAGACUCAUAAUAUGUUCAAGGAGUAUCGGAUAAAGCAGCCACAUUGUGCAAGGUAUUUACUUUCAAUUCAAUUCUGAAUCUGAUCCACAGAUACGAGCCGGAUUAAUGGACGCGAAGACGAUGAAGAAUAGUAAACAUAUGACAGAGGAGCAAAUCGCAGACAGGAUAAGGUACCGAAAUCUACGAUGACGCCAUGUAGGCAGUCUGCACUGUACUUUGUGUCUACGCGGAAAAUAUGCAGGCAGGUUCUUCACGGAACUCGCUCGCGAUACAAAAAAAAAAAUGUAAUUGUAUUGUAUUGUACUCCUAUCUAAAGCACUUGUUCCUUCUCCUUGAUGUAUGGUUCUGGUAUUUGGUAACCUGAAUUUGAUCCUAAGGGUUCUCUUCUUGUUUUCCCUUAGGAUCAAAUUCAGGUUACCAAAUACCAGAGCCAUUCACUUGAACAAAUUUAGAUAUGACCCAGAGGCCCACCUCCACCUCAGAUACGUAGUAGCCGUUACAGGGAAAGGGCCUAUAGGAAAAUUUGUAGGCAAGUGGUGGAACGCAGUGGACGAAAGAGGGCUUCCGGCGCACUGUAUAAACCCAGAUUGGCCAGAUUUUGACGCCAGCACGGCCGCACAUAAUCCCGAGGACAUAAAUUAUGAGUUGCUUUUGAUCUUGAUCUUGUUCAACUUCAAGCACUUGGAAAACAUGCCGUUGGUGAGUAGGUCGUGUAGAAAUACAAGUAGCAUCUAUCUUCAAGUAUAGCGGAUGAUGAAAAUGUUUCCAAUUCCAGCAUUCUUGUCUCUUUCUUUAUUCGUCUUUCAAUUUCUUUCUAUUCGUCUUUUUCUCCAUCCCUCUGGCCUCUGCUCACUCUCUCUAACUCCCACAAUCUGAGCGGACGUUUCUUCAGCGGGAAAAGAGAAGGCUGCGGAUGAAUGUGGUGGACGAGAAAGUGAACUACGAGAAGUACGACUCGUUACUUGAGCGAUAUUACCUGAAGAACAAAGAUAUCGAGGACAAAAAAGUCGAAUACCAAGACCUAAAAGAUCUCUUCAAACACGAGGUAUUUAUUUUGGCCUUUGUCUCUAUGUUUUUCUUUGCGCUCGACCAGAUCCAGCGGUACAGGACCUUGUGAAAAAUACUAUCUAUCAUCUUUUACAACAGGAGCACGACUAGAACUAUAGCCUCCUUGUUUGUAUUCCGAUUGAACAGCAGACACCAUGUAAAAAUCAACAGCUUGCAGUAGAAUUUCCUGGUGUUAGUGAGGAACGGUUGCAAGCUAUGGCGCAACGACUCUUGGACGAGAAAUUGCAAAGCGAUAUGAAGCUUCAACGAUUUCCAGUUCAACACGAGUCGUUCAAACCCAAUUGCAGCUUGACCACACAGGAUAGGAGGUAUCUUAAUCUUUAGAUUUACUUUUUUUUACUGAGUUUGUACGACCACUACUUAGGACGAGUUCGUUGUAGCUGUACUAGGAUUAAUUAUUUAUCUGAUUGUGCGAUUUCCUUCUUGACUUUUUGACAACGAAGACGAUCUUGUGUGUCCAGCUAGAUUCGCUAGAAUCAUGAUCGUCUGCUCUCCUAGUGGCAAACCUCUUCUUUCCCUGCCUGCCACUCCAGAUACAAGCAGUAUUUCCAUCCCGGUGCGUGGGCCUACAACGAAACCGAGGGACGGUUCUGUUGGAGUUGCUGUUUGAACUACAAGGAGGAUAGCAAGGGCUGUGGAUUCAAGGUAGUCAACCCAGAUCGGUGGUGUACAGAUGGCUUCGAGAAGGGAGGGCCACUGCAUUAGGCGCCACAUUAGGCUCCGCCUCUUGGAACUACAACUGGGUGGAACAAGAAAAUGGAAUCAACGAUGAAUCAUGUUUGAUUUUUUUCCUAUUCCUUUUUGUAAGUACUUAGUUAGAUCUACAUCUAGAUCAUCUUCAUCUACCUAGUGGUCGAAGAAUGAAUGCACAGCAGAUGAGAUAGACAAGGUGGUGCGUCUGCUUCUAGUAUUAAUUCCAACUCAAGGUCAAGCAAGUGAGAACUCUGUCUCUCAACAAACACAAGGAAGAAUGUGGACUCUCUCAAGCAACCGUAAAAGUCAAAUGUCAAAGCAAGAAUCGUAAGCAGCAAAGUCGAGAUAUUCUAUCUAAGUCAAAGCAGAACAACUCUUAAUAUAGUCAAAGCAGAACUCCAUCGAAGUUGAACUCUUAGUCAAAGCAGAUUUGAAUUAGUUACCGUUUCUAAUACAUAGGUGGCAAACAAGAUGUUGAAAUAGAAUGUUUAGUUACUUUGUUUCUGGUACGCGAGAAUACUGUUACUGUUAGUGGUAGUUGCGAGUGAAUAUGAGUCGCGCGACGACGUUAAAGUCUACGGUAGUAGUGAUCAUGUUGUAAUUAAAUUCUUGUACAGAUUGUUGCUUCGUGUCUCGUGGAAAGCACGGGUGAAGUUUUGUCAUCCCUGUUUUGCUAGUGAAAUUAACAAUUGUUAGAGGUAAAAAAACAUAUUAAUUGGAUGUAGUUGGCGAUACACUCAACAUGACAUUAUCUACUCAGAACCGGCCGAAAGCAACACUACCAAUGGUGUGGGGUCAUGCAGUUGCCAAGCUGCAUAUGAUGACAAGAACUGUAAUUGUACUCCUCCAAUAGAAAUGUAAAGAAGAGUCUUGUAU